AUGUGCCUGCCAGGUACGGAAUUCGUCGAGUGCUUGGCCUUCUUCGGAGUCGCAAAGAACAUGGUGACCUAUCUCACGGGUGAGCUCCACGAGAGCAAUGUGGAUGCCGCGACGAAUGUCUCUACCUGGAUCGGCAGCUGCUUCUUCACACCGAUUAUCGGAGCGUUCCUGGCCGACACAUACCGGGGAAGAUAUCGUACUCUUGUAAUCUUCCUCUGGAUCUACACCGUUGGGAUGCUCACGCUGACGGUGUCAGCAUCACUCCCUCUGAUGAUGGAGUCGUCACCGCACAACACUGGCAUUGGCACUCGCCGUGCCGUGGUGUACCUGGGGCUCUACCUCGUGGCCCUCGGCGAAGGCGGCAUCAAGCCCUGCACCUCUGACCUGGGCGCAGACCGGUUCGACGGCGCCGACCCCGUGGAGCGGGUCACCAAGAGCUCUUUCUUCAACUGGUACUACUUCGCCAUCAACAUCGGCUCCCUGUUGUCCGGGACCCUGCUCCUCUGA
This is a messenger RNA of Miscanthus lutarioriparius, 507 nucleotides long. Lineage: Eukaryota; Viridiplantae; Streptophyta; Magnoliopsida; Poales; Poaceae. The record is from the annotation of a GenBank genome assembly.